Molecule: messenger RNA, 947 nt
Organism: Asparagus officinalis (garden asparagus)
Lineage: Eukaryota; Viridiplantae; Streptophyta; Magnoliopsida; Asparagales; Asparagaceae
Exons: 4
Coding region: 92-724 (210 amino acids)
Molecular function (GO): ureidoglycolate hydrolase activity
Source: RefSeq, a predicted model, not a curated record
AGCAUCAAAGUUCUCUCACCGCCUUUACAAUUACAUCCCUUUCAUAAUUUUGGUAUAUUUUUCUUAUUUUAUUUAAUUAAACUAAUUAAUAAUGCUUGCGUCCACAGGCCCAGCCCCCUCAUUCUCAUCUCUUCGUCCCAAGAUGAGUUCACCGUCGAGUUCAGUUAAGACCCCCAAAGCUCUCGCCUUGAAGCCAAUAGAGGCGACGCCGUCAACUUUCGCCGGGUUCGGGCAGGUGAUCUCGGCGUCGCCGGACGGCGGCGUGUUCGGGCCCACCGACGCCCAGCUCGAGCUCCAUCGAGGAGUCCCAAGAUUCUACAUCAUGCACAUAGAAGAUCGAGCGCUCAAGUUCAAGACGAUCACACAUCACGCCAGCGUUACCCAGUGCCUUGGCUCUGUUGGUGGUCAUGAAUGGUUUCUUGGGGUCGCUAAGGCUUCGAUUGUUGAUGAGAGUAAGAUUGAUGACGGUGAUGAUGGAAGCAAAGUGGUUAGGUCAAAAUGUGGGCAUUUGUAUGUGCCGCCUAAUCCUGAUGAUGUGAGAGUUUUUCGGGUUGAGGGGAGCAAAUUCUUGAAGCUUGAUGUGGGGACCUGGCAUGCUGGACCUUUGUUCAAGACAAAGGCAAUGGAUUUCUACAAUUUGGAGCUUAGUAACACUAAUGAGGUGGAUCACACCACUCAUAAUUUUGUUGAGAAGGAUGGGGUUGUCUUCUUAAUAGAGGAUUAAUGUACUUGUCUUCUUAGCAUAAAUUCAACCCUCAUGGUUUACUUGCUUUUGGAUUGUACAUGUGCAAAGGAAUUUGGCUUCUGUCUGUUCUCCGAUUACUGUUCUUUCUGAGAUUUGUGUUAGUUUCUUAUAAUUGGAGUAACGUAUAACGGUUGUCGGUUGUCGUCGCAUGUGUUUGCUCUGAUUGUUUAAUAUUUUAGAAAUUACCUCUCGGAUUUUGCUC